CCGCACGGUCAGUCAAUCAUUUGGUCUUGCUCAGCAGACGCUGAGAGAUGGGCAAAGUUGACACCCCCGUUUCCAGGAAGGAGAUAGCUCAUACGUUUGCCACACCCAAAGUGACACAGAGCCUAGAGUGGAGGCUUUUCUUCAGUCUUGCCAUAUGUGCAACCAUCCUCUACUUACAUUUUCUCACUGAUAUCGGUCCCAAAUCCCAUUCAGCAGAUAAUGACCCCUGGGUAGGCCUGGCAAGCCACUGUGCUGAUGCGCAGCCCAUAGAUGGUUCAGAAGUUCUUCAACGCCAGGAGAACUUGGCAAAGAUAUUGUAUGACCAUGGCGCUUCAGCCUACGUUGCAGAGCCUGGCGCAAACGCGCAGUACUUUGGAAACAUUUCCCAGGCGUCAUGGCACCUUUCCGAAAGACCACUACUACUUAUGAUCUUUCCUACACUCGAGGAAGCCAGCAUUGUGGCCAAGAUCACCGUCAUCACACCAGCUUUUGAGGAAACACGCGCCAAACUUUUGUUGGUACCUGGAAUUGAUGUUACAUAUGCCUCUUGGGCAGAAGACGAAGAUCCAUACGCUGUCGCGCUGCACGCGCUUUCCACCCUUAAAGGACCCAUCUACGUUGAUGGCAUGAUGAGGAAUUUUAUUGUCGACGGUCUCCAGAAGGCUGCCCCUGGCGUCCACGUCAUGACCGCCCCACCCGAUGUCACCCAGCUCAGGGAGCGCAAAUCUCUGGCAGAACUAGACCUUCUGAGAUGUGCGAACGAGGUCACCGUUCUUGGAAUUCGGGCUGUACAAGCCCAGAUGUACAUUGGGAUACGGGAGUCAGAAGUUCAAGUAAUGAUCGAUGAAGCGCUCGCUGUUGCUGGUCUUAGGGAGAGAUGGGCACUAGUACUUUUUGGGGAGAAUGCUGCUCUCCCUCAUGGAAGCGGGACCGACCGCGUACUGGGAAAAGCAGACUUCAUUCUCAUAGAUGCUGGUGGCUUGUUGUUCGAAUACCACAGCGACGUUACACGAACAUUCAUGCUACACGAUAGCUCCAUUCCUCCAGAACAUACUAUGAUCUGGUAUGAUGUACAUACUGCCCAAACCCUGGCGCAUGCAGUUGCUCGGGAGGGGGUGAAUACAUCUGCCGUAGACAGGGUAGCACGCGACUGGCUUGACGGGCGCGGGUACAAGGAAUAUUUCACGCAUAGGCUGGGUCAUGGCAUCGGACUUGAAGGUCAUGAGGCUCCUUACCUCCGUGGAGGAACUGACGACACCAUCCGAACGGGGAACGCCUUCUCGAACGAACCAGGUAUAUACAUCGAAGGCAAGGUCGGUAUUCGACUUGAAGACUGCUUCUACAUCGACGAGAGCGGAAAUUCGGUAUUCCUAACCCAGGGGGUUGGGGGACAAGCGCAAAGCCCGCUAUAUCCUUGAACUUCGCGUUCCUCCGAUUGGGCUUCCGGGAAUAUGAAUUUCUGAAACAGAUGAGUAUGUAAAAGAGGUUAGUUGAUGUAACAUGCAGCAUCUUAAAUCCGCAGAAGUUUUGUGAUCGGAUUUGGAUCUAUUCCUAGACACUAUAGCGAGAAGGGCUACAUACCAGUUAGAUGAGCGGUACGAGGUGGUAUUUAAUAAGCCCUUAGUCGGAUAUGAGGACUGACGGAUGCUCGUCGUAAAGAUUAGGAGAUUUUCAUUUGAUAGUGCAAUCAUAAUGGAAGCAGUCGAAUGAAUUUGCUUUCAUGACU
Suillus paluster is the source of this 1726-nucleotide messenger RNA. RefSeq names its product peptidase M24, structural domain-containing protein. The coding region runs from base 48 to 1418 and encodes 456 amino acids. Lineage: Eukaryota; Fungi; Basidiomycota; Agaricomycetes; Boletales; Suillaceae. The transcript has 7 exons. The record is from RefSeq and is a predicted model, not a curated record.